Molecule: messenger RNA, 1164 nt
Organism: Diutina rugosa
Lineage: Eukaryota; Fungi; Ascomycota; Pichiomycetes; Serinales; Debaryomycetaceae
Gene: NOP13
Product: Nop13p
Exons: 1
Coding region: 1-1164 (387 amino acids)
Molecular function (GO): RNA binding
Source: RefSeq, a predicted model, not a curated record
AUGUCUGACGAGGAGAGAGUUACGCUAAAGGGCGACAAGGUGGAGAAGAAGGAGAAGAAGGAGAAGAAGGAAAAGAAGGACAAGAAGGAAAAGAAGGACAAGAAGGAGAAGAAGAAGGACAAGCAGGACAAGAUAGACGCCAAGGAUACGGAUGAAGCCGGCGAUGAGAUCGAAAUCGACUUGAACGCCAGCGUGCCCCUCAAUAAAAAGCAGCAGAGAUUGCUCAAAAAGGGUAAGCUUGAUCUUGAGAAGCUUGAAAAGAAGCACCCCAAGCCCAAGCCCGCCACCGAGGACGGCAAGGACGACGCCGAACCGAAACGGCUGCCGUUCGGGGUGUGGAUCGGCAACUUGUCGUUUGACACCACCAAGGACGACUUGGUGCGGUUCAUCGUCGCCAAGCUGGCCGAACAGGGCACUAGCGUCACCGAGGAGGAUAUUCUGCGGGUGAACAUCCCCAAGAAAGAGAAUAAGAUUAAAGGGUUUGCCUACGUCGACCUCCCGCUGGCCGACCACGUGGCGCUGGUGGUGGCGCUUUCGGAGCUGGCGCUUAAUGGACGUAAGCUUUUGAUUAAAGAUCUGACGUCGUUUGAAGGCCGCCCGCUGAAACAAGAGGCGGCGCUUUCGAAAAACCCCCCACUGCGGAUUCUUUUCGUCGGCAACUUGUCGUUCGACACGCUGGAAGACAACUUACGCGAGCACUUUGGCCACUGCGGUGACAUCGUGCGGGUGCGGAUGGCGACGUUUGAGGACCUGGGCAAGUGUAAAGGGUUUGCCUUUAUUGACUUUAAGGACGAGCUGGGCCCGACGACGGCGUUGAAGCUGAAGGUGGCGAAGACGUUAAUCAACCGUAAGUUGCGGCUUGAGUACGGCGAGGACCGUCUGAAGCGGGCGCCGAAGCGCCCGCACCCCGCCAUCACCGACGCCGACGCCGAAACUCACGUCAACCCCUCCGAGGGUGCCGGUUUCGAACCCCGUGCUGGGGCCCCAGUCAGUCGGGAGCGGGACGUCGCCGCUACCGCUCGCCCCCCUGUGAAGCGUCGUCGGCCUGAUGACCACCACCAGCAACCGUCGACCCGGUUGAAGCUGUCAGUGGCCCUCGCCCAGGCGCCGCGCGCGCUGGCGGCCAUCGUCGAGCUGACAGGCACCAAAAUUAAGUUUGACUAA